AUGGACCUCGAUGACGAUAUCGCGCGCGUAACAGCGACGUUGCGCACGCUCGCUGGUGGUUACAAACCUCGUCCCGGCCAAAUUGAGGCUGUGGAAAAUCUCUCGAUCUACCAACAAGAUACUGUUCUUGUCGCGGCGACCGGGUACGGCAAAAGCGCCGUAUUGUUCGCAUUCUCUGCCCUCAAACCGAACAAGAUCACCGUACAGAUCGUGCCGUUGGUGACACUUGGAGAGAGCAAAAGGGAUGACAUUGCGGCGAAGUUACCCGAGUCAACACCAGUCUGGAUCGAUGUUGAUACCCGUCUUAAGAAUAAGCACAUCUGGAGCGAGGUUGAGCAAGGGAAAUAUAGCCACGUGCUCCUCAGUCCCGAACAAGCGUUGAACCCGAAGUUCAAGGCGAUAUUAAGAGACCCAACGUUCCAUACGAAGAUCGGCCUUUUCGCGAUAGACGAGCUCCAUUGUGUCAGCGAAUGGAGGCAUUUUCGGGAGGAUUACACCUAUCUCUACACUCUACGGUCACUUUUGCCGGCUUUAGUACCGUGGUUUGGGUGUACAGCGACCCUCGAUAAGGACAACCAAGUCUACAUCUUCAAGCACGCCGGCUUCAACCCCAACCCCAAGAUCAUCCGCACUCGGCAUGCCUACGUGUUCGAUAUACGCUCCUGCAGUACCUCCGCCGCAAAUGCGGAUUUGACAAGAGCUUAUAACCCUAAAUGCGGAUUUGACAAGAGCUUCGCCCGCAAAGUGGUCCGACGAUUUGAUGCAGAUGUCCGGCCAGCCGACAAGGAGAUCAUCUUCAAAGACUUCGCCAACGUCGAUACUGACUGCCGAAUCAUUGUGGCAACGGUAUCACUCGGCAUGGGAAUGGACAUCCCCGACGUCAAACGGGUUGUUCAAUUCGGUAUCCCCCCUGGCACCAGCAUCGCAGAUAUCUGGCAACGCAUUAGAAGAGCGGUGUUUGACCACCUUGGGACCGUCGAGAAGCAGCAGAAACCAGCCCCAAGGAAAAGGUCCGAUCCAAAGAGGCGUCAACAACCCUUCGUCCCUGUUAGAAGUCGCCUCCAACUGAUGACCCUAGUGGAUAGAGAUGAAGAUACUGCGUCCGAUACUGCUAGUCAGGUUAGCGCCAACACUCAACGGACUGUUCAGUCAGAGUCCCAAGCACAACCUGUCGUUGACGAGCUCACUUUGGAAGGCUAUGUCGAAUCCCAGAACUUAUUUGACUUUGGAAAGCAGGUCAAAUGGACUAAACAGGACAUCUCCCAGCGAGAGAAGCUCGACCCUGUCUUCAUGGCAUUCAUGAAUGCCUCUUGUUUCCGCAGAUACGCAUUGGAGUACCUCCAGGAGGACGUCAACGAUCCUGAGCUCGAGUACCGCCGCCCUCUUGAUCGAAGUCUCUGUUGCAACGCGUGCAACCAUGAGUUAGGCAAACUAAGUCCCUUGAUGCCGCGUGAGAAGCGGGGGGAAAAGCCAUCAGCAGGAUCCCUCGCCAGCCACGCACUUACCUACCUCUCCUCCUGGUGCAAGACGAAUGCCCAGUCCCUGGUCCCUGAUAAGUAUCGCCGCUUCGACAUCAUACCAGAGAUGUUCAUGGACAGCAAAUUACAGUACGCUGUAGCACGUACAUUCUCUGACGUGCGUGGGAAGACCAAGGACUUGUCGUUUAAGGAUAUAUAUGGGUUGGUACAGAAGGUGCCAGAGUUGAAGGAAUGGGAGCACUUUGAGGCAAAGGGAGCUCAGUUGGUAACCUUCUGUAUUACCUCCUUGGCCAAGAUCAAGGAAGACUGGGAGGCUGAGAGAGUAAAGAAGGCGAAAGAGAGAGAGGCGAAGACGCAGCGGGCAGGCAGCGUAUCAGCUGCUGAUCCGGCUCGUAAGCGGACUGCAGAGGCAAUGGAACACUUUCCUGCAAUCAAGACGGCUUUGUAG
Messenger RNA from Chaetomium globosum CBS 148.51, 1926 nucleotides. RefSeq lists its product as uncharacterized. Gene Ontology annotation, biological process: double-strand break repair via homologous recombination. The transcript has 4 exons. The coding region runs from base 1 to 1926 and encodes 641 amino acids. Gene Ontology annotation, molecular function: four-way junction helicase activity; ATP binding; nucleic acid binding. The record is from RefSeq and is a predicted model, not a curated record. Lineage: Eukaryota; Fungi; Ascomycota; Sordariomycetes; Sordariales; Chaetomiaceae. Gene Ontology annotation, cellular component: cytoplasm; chromosome; nucleus.